AUGAUGCUUCAGUGUUUUGUCCCUCUGUGCUUCCUGUACUUCCUGUCCUUCUUGUCGCUCCCUGGAUGUGAGAGUCGCACCGUGAUCCUGGACAAAUGUGUGAUCAACGUUCACACACACGAACUGCAAAAGCACUGCUCCGCCCUGCGCCCCUCUGCUAUCGCUGGAGACACGGCCAUAGAGGUCAGACUGCUGGAUAAAACUCUGAUCCAGAAGGUUAACGAGGGCCAGACGUGCUGCUUCAUGCGUCUGCUGCUGCGUUUCUUCGUGGAGCGAGUCUUUGUGAACUUUGUGUCCGAGCCACAGCUGCAGAGCAAAGCCAGCGCGGUGGCUAACGGCUUAAUCAGCGUCCGCUCCAACAUCCACACCUGUCGCUGUCAGUGCGACGAAGACACUCAGAGAAUCAUGGACUCCAUCGUCACAGAGUUCGACAAGUUACAAAUCAAUGCUGCUGCUAAAAAGGCUGUUGGAGAACUGGACACUGUUCUGGAUUGGCUCGAACUCUACACUCAAAAAGCGAGAGCAAAGAAAUGA
Messenger RNA from Knipowitschia caucasica, 534 nucleotides. NCBI's taxonomy places the organism in Eukaryota, Metazoa, Chordata, Actinopteri, Gobiiformes, Gobiidae. The record is from the annotation of a GenBank genome assembly.